Messenger RNA from Spea bombifrons (plains spadefoot toad), 2044 nucleotides. RefSeq names its product RAB11 family interacting protein 2 (gene RAB11FIP2). The record is from RefSeq and is a predicted model, not a curated record. Gene Ontology annotation, molecular function: small GTPase binding. Gene Ontology annotation, cellular component: endosome; phagocytic cup. The transcript has 5 exons. NCBI's taxonomy places the organism in Eukaryota, Metazoa, Chordata, Amphibia, Anura, Pelobatidae. The coding region runs from base 472 to 1995 and encodes 507 amino acids. Gene Ontology annotation, biological process: regulated exocytosis.
AGCUACAUGGAGAACCCGGAAGUGGAUGCAGAGCCUGCAGCAGAAGUCACCUUACUAGCCGCGAAUUAAUUAAAGCAAUCGAGCCGAGUGAUUGAUCCGAGGCGCUCGUCGCUCCGUCUCCCUGCGCGAGAAAUCAAUGCUAUUGUGAGAGGCGCUCGGGGGAGGAGGGGGCCGCCUCCUUUUCAUGCAGUGAUUCCCAUGCAUCUGUGCCUUUGUGUUCUGCAUUCACAGGCUUGACAUGCACGGCUCGGUGCCCUGCAUGCCUAAUGCGGCCCUUUAAAGGACACGUGCAUCGGCCACGCUGCAGAGCCUGAUUAAUGCAUCACGGAAAUGACGCAGUAAUGGCCGAGAUGAGUCCCUGAAUUCACAGUUCUGGGGUACGUGGCUGGGUGUGAUGGUAGCAGAGCCGUGCGGUUAGGAGCCUCUGUAAUCAGCGCUGGUGGAUAUCGGAGCAGCCGCCGGACAGCAGCUAUGUUGGAGGACGCUGCGCAGAAGUGGCACCCGACACACGUUCAGGUGACGGUGCUCCAAGCCCGUGAUCUCCACCCAAAGGGCAAACAUGGCACAAACGACACCUACACCAUCAUCCAGCUGGGGAAGGAGAAGUAUUCUACCUCGGUGGUGGAGAAGUCCCUUCAUCCCGUCUGGAAGGAAGAGGCGUCCUUUGAGCUGCCGGGCCUACUGGUGCAGGACAACCCGGAGCAGUACCAGCUGCAGCUGAGCGUCAUGCACAGGUCGCUGGUCAGCCUCGACAGGUUCCUGGGCCAGGUCUCCAUUAACCUGAACCACAUCUUCGAGAACAAAGAAAGAAGGAAAACAGAAUGGUUUAAAUUGGAGUCCAAGCAGGGAAAGAAGUCGAAGCCGAGGGGGGAACUCAAAGUCAACAUCCAGUUCGUGAGGAACAACAUGACGGCCAGCAUGUUCGACCUCUCCAUGAGGGACAAGACUCGCUCUCCCUUCGCCCGGCUGAAGGACCGCAUGAAGGGGCGGAAGGCUGACGGCGCGUUCUCCGACACCUCGUCGGCCAUCGUCCCCAGCACCAGCGACGCUCCCCGGGAACCCGGCGGGGCGGAAUUACAAGUCAAGGACAAGCCCAAGAAGCCGUUUCUCCUGGGCCCUCAGCGUUUGUCUUCUGCUCAGUCCAUGUCUGAUCUGAUGGGGCCGCAGUCCUCGCGGGUGGGGGCCGGGGGGGUCCCGGUGAAGCCUCCUCUCGGCCCCAUCAGCUCAGCUGAGGAAGGGUUCCUCAAGUCUCCUCACCGGCGGACGAUGAGCGCCGACACGUCCCAAACCGGCCCCGCGGAAAGCACCGGAGGGGAAUGGACCCUCGGCGGAGACCCCGAUCCUGCCCCCGCUGCGGCCCAUGCUCUUCCUCAGAAGUUUGCAACUCUGCCCCGACAAUGGGCUCCCUACGAAGACCACGGCGCGGCCCAGGACGGCAGCCUGACCGGCAGCGCCUCCCUGGGCCUCUUCUCCAAGCCUGCAGAAGGAAAGAAAGAGGGGAGGAAAAAAGACAAAGUCAGCCUUUUCGAUCGAGUAACGGGCAAAAAAGAAGGGAAAAAGUCCGAGCGGCCGAACCACGAGGACUGGAGCCCCGAUACCAGGAUCCCCGACGGCAGCAGCCAACCGCCGGCCGACGGCUACGAGUCCACAAACCCCUUCGCAGCCAACUUCAGGAUGGGAGGCCAAGCCCCGGAGCAGCGAUCCCACCUGAGACUCUCGUCCUCAGAAGCACAAGUGGGGAGCAGAGCGAGAGGAGCCGACGUCUCCUCGGGGUACCCGGAGGAAGGCGUCGGGCUCUACAGACACCUGAGCCGCCGGGAGGUGGAGGGCGAGCUCGCCAAGCACAAGGAGCUGCUGAGGAAGAAAGACUUCCACAUCCGCGAGCUGGAGAAUUACAUCGACGACCUGCUGGUGCGGGUGAUGGAGGAGACCCCCAGCAUCCUGCGCGUGCCCUACGUGCCUUCCCGGAAAGCCGGCAAAUUCCCCCACGCCUAACAUGCCCCCGGUCCCGGGGGGGCGACAUGCAGUCCCUCCGGCCACAAAG